AUGCCUUGUUUAGUUGAUACACGAUCCAAGAUAAGCCUUGGAGUUGGAGAUGAAUUGGUUACUUCAGUGCCAGAUAAAAAGGACUCACUCUGCCAACAAGAUGAUCAGUCACAGGGUGAUGAUACGCCGACAUCUUCAGGGCCGGAUCUACCCGAGGUCUGGUCUUGUAUUUUGCAAAGACUAGGCCUAAUUGCUGUUGCUCCACAACCCACCACUGGCUGGUUCUCAAGCUGGUGGUGCCAAGUUCUCAAUCAAGUUCCCAAAGAAUUCCAAAAAGGGCUUAACUGCCUCAUUAUCUUGGAUAUCUGGUGCCUUGUACAUUCCCUAAUGCCAUUGUGUGAUUCUGCCCACUCUGCCUGUGUCUCUCGCACAUUUCUACGUUCUUGGAGAUGCCACCCCAAGCUUAUCUUCACUGAGGAAACACUAGGCUUGAAACGGACGGAAGCAAGGGAUUUCACUAGCAGAGUUAAUCAAAUUCUGAAAAAUCACUCAGACACCAGUGUGAAGAUACUUGAGUUUGUAUUUGAUGAUUGUAACAAUGUCAACACAUGUCAUCUAAAUAGUUGGCUCCAGAAAGCUGUCACGCCAGGGAUUGAAAAAAUCACCCUUUUUCUGCCUUGGCGAUAUAGGGAAGAGUACAACUUCCCGUGCUCAAUUUUACUUGAUGGGCGUGGAAACUCAAUUUGUUAUCUUGACCUCACCAAUUGUGCCUUCCAUCCCAUGGUUGGAUUUGAUUGCUUGAGAAGCCUGACAAAGCUGCGUCUCUAUGGAGUUUGUAUCACGGGGGAUGAGUUGGGGCAUCUUAUUUCCAAUUGUUUUGCUUUGGAGGAGUUGCAAGUCUGGUGUUGCAUGGAGCUAAUCUGCUUGACGAUACCAUUCUGGCUGCAGCGGCUUAGUUGUUUGACUGUGUCAGAGUGCAAUAUGCUGCGAGUGAUAGAGAGCACAGCUCCAAACUUCACCACUUUAGACUUCUUUGGUGAACCAGUACAACUCGUGCUUAGAGAAUCAUCAAAGGUCAAACACUUGAAGGUGGGGUAUUCAUAUAAGCCCAAUGCUGUAAGUUAUGCUAUCACUAAGCUACCUUCUAUUGCGCCACAUCUUCAGACUCUUGCUAUAUACUCGUCUUCUGAGACGGUUAAUACCCCAAUGGUAGCUGACAAAUUCCUUGACAUAAAGCACUUGAAUAUUCACCUUGGUGAGGAUGAUGAUGAUGCUGUUACCCCGACCUAUGAUUAUUUAUCCUUGGCUUCGUUUCUGGAUGCUUGUCCUGUCCUGGAGAGUUUCACCUUAAGUGUAGAUCAGAGUGAUAUGCAGCAUGAGUCGGUUUUUGGAGAUCCCUCCUUAUUUUUGAGGCAGAUUCUUCAACACGAGCAUGAGAGGCUCAAGAAGGUGCAGAUCAUUGGCUUUUGCUCUGCAAAGAGCAUGGUGGAGCUAACAUGUGAUAUUCUCAAGAAUGCAACAUCACUUGAGAGCCUCACACUGGACUGUAUAUUUGGUGCCGGUACGGGGGCGAUUAGUGAUUCUGUUAGGUGUGGUCCCUCAAAAUCCGGUAAAUGCUGGAUCAGAAGCCGAGCUAUGAUCUUGGAAGCACAUAAAGCAGUUGGUGCCAUCAAAAGAUACAUCCUGGAGAGAGUUCCCCCUGCAGUCAAGUUAAAUGUUGGGGGGCCCUGUAGCCGGUGCCAAGCUAUGAAUGUGAUGCUACCGUAA
Messenger RNA from Triticum turgidum subsp. durum (durum wheat), 1707 nucleotides. NCBI's taxonomy places the organism in Eukaryota, Viridiplantae, Streptophyta, Magnoliopsida, Poales, Poaceae. The record is from the annotation of a GenBank genome assembly.